Mesocricetus auratus (golden hamster) is the source of this 1194-nucleotide messenger RNA. It is a transcript of the gene Ppa2, whose product is annotated as inorganic pyrophosphatase 2. Gene Ontology annotation, cellular component: cytoplasm. Gene Ontology annotation, molecular function: inorganic diphosphate phosphatase activity; magnesium ion binding. The record is from RefSeq and is a predicted model, not a curated record. Gene Ontology annotation, biological process: phosphate-containing compound metabolic process. The coding region runs from base 156 to 1040 and encodes 294 amino acids. The transcript has 13 exons. NCBI's taxonomy places the organism in Eukaryota, Metazoa, Chordata, Mammalia, Rodentia, Cricetidae.
GGCCGAGGGUGGCGCGUGGGGGCCGCCGCCCGCCCUCCGCGUCGCGUCAUGUCCCUGUACCGCACGGAGGAGCGCGGCCGUCCCCACUCGGAGGACUACCGCCUGUUCUUCACCGUUUCAGGUCUUAAUGCUGACGUCUUUGUCCCAUUUUGUGUAUGAUGAUAACGAAGGAUCGAGUUUCAUCUUUCAAGAAUGUAGCUGGUCACUACAUUUCCCCUUUCCAUGAUAUUCCUCUGAAGGCGGAUUCUACAAAGGAAAAUGGCAUUCCCAGAAAGAAAGCACGAAAUGAUGAAUUUAAGAAUUUGUUUAAUAUGGUUGUGGAAAUACCUCGGUGGACAAAUGCCAAGAUGGAGAUUGCUACUGAGGAGCCACUGAACCCCAUUAAGCAAGAUGCAAAGAAUGGAAAGCCACGCUAUAUACCAAAUAUCUUCCCUCACAAGGGCUAUAUAUGGAAUUACGGGGCCCUCCCUCAGACCUGGGAAGACCCUUUUCAGAAAGAUAAGGACACUAACUGCUGUGGAGACAACGACCCCAUUGACGUUUGUGAAAUAGGCUCAAAGGUUCUUUCCUGUGGAGAUGUGAUCCAUGUGAAGAUCCUUGGGAUUCUGGCACUUAUCGAUCAGGAUGCCACAGACUGGAAAAUAAUUGCUAUCAAUGUGAAUGAUCCUGAGGCUGAAAAAUUUCAUGAUAUUGAUGAUGUUAAGAAGUUCAAACCAGGUUACCUGGAAGCCACUGUUAAUUGGUUGAGAAUGUAUAAGUUACCAGACGGAAAACCAGAAAACAAGUUUGCUUUUAAUGGAGAAUUCAAAAACAAGGCUUUUGCUCUUGAAGUUGUUAACCAUGCACAUGAAUGUUGGAAAACAAUGAUCAUGAAGAAAUGUGACCACGGAGCUAUCAAUUGCACGAAUGUGCAAGUGUGUGAUAGCCCUUUCCACUGCACUCCAGAGGAUGCAAGAUCACUGGUUGAAUCGGUCGCAACGCCUUCAAUGAAUAAAGAAAACAAUAUAGAAGCAGAAGACAGGUGGCACUUCCUCAACUGACGGGGGCACUGGAGGUUCUCCAUCAAGACUUCAACCUAUGAGGACCCCUAAGGUUCCUUUUCCCUUAGUGCUCUUGAGAAGCAAGCUGAUGCCAAUUUGAUGACUUCCUGUUAAAACAUCAUUGUUCCAAAACUUUUUAAAUAAAUUUGUAAAA